This is a messenger RNA of Durotheca rogersii, 2486 nucleotides long. RefSeq names its product exonuclease V. Bases 478 to 1977 code for a protein of 499 amino acids. Gene Ontology annotation, cellular component: nucleus; mitochondrion. Gene Ontology annotation, biological process: interstrand cross-link repair. The transcript has 4 exons. Gene Ontology annotation, molecular function: single-stranded DNA 5'-3' DNA exonuclease activity. Lineage: Eukaryota; Fungi; Ascomycota; Sordariomycetes; Xylariales; Xylariaceae. The record is from RefSeq and is a predicted model, not a curated record.
AGGUACCUAUGCAAAUGGGGUUGUGCCGUUAGGUACCUCUACCUAGGUACCUAAGGUAGACACCUUCUCGUACCUCAUGCGAGCAGAAAGAUUAAACUGUGGUACUAAUACCUAGGUAUCUAGGUACCUCAGCGUCCCGCACGCUGUUUACCUCCUUCAUGUGGUCCCCGGACCUACCAGGCUCGAGACAAGCGCGUUGAGGGCUGAGCGGGUCGCGUUCUUACCAAAUUGUCAUCUUGGUAUGUUCUCCCCCCCCCCCUCCACAACUGUCUGUCCUCCACAUGCCGUCGCCAAAUCGUCCCGUUGAUCAUGACUCAGUUUAUGGCCUUUCCUACAUUUAAUUGCUCCUGUACGCAUCUUGCUGCGCCCUACCGGUUACCAAGUGCACAGUCUGCACAUAGGUACACGCGGACGCGCUCUGCAUAAAGUGGCCAGCUUGACCUGGCGUGAUGCUCGACGGUUGACCAACUAACCCACAUGGCCACCUCGAUUCCUCCCGCCCCGAACGGCGACGGUUCCCACGAAAGCGACUAUGGGUCCGACUUUUCUGCUGGGGAGGAGGGGAUUGUAAAUAGGCUCCUCGAUGGCCUUAGCCAGACAGCGCCUUCACUCCCUCUCGAGAAUGGAGACGAGCACCGCCAGACCGGGAGCGGCCAGUGCAUCGAGGCUGUGGCACCAACAAUUGUCCGCACCCAGGACUCAGUCCGAUACCCAGACCUUAUCCCAGUCAUAUUGGAUGCUAGGCCCCGUAUAACUCCUUCCCCGAGAUCUCGUCUCACGCCUACGACCCCUCUCAAGGAUUCACGAUCCCCCCUACAACGCUUUCGUUCCUUUCCGAGGAAGCCGCUCACUGUCUCCGACUUGGCCUCGGGUGCCUGGUGUGAGUUGCAAUAUUGGUACACACUGAGUCUUCUGCCCGGGGGAAGAAAGACGAGAACGGCAGCAAUGCGGGGGGGGACCCGCGUUCACCAAACCUUAGAGGACCAGGUACACACUACGGUUCAAGUGAGCGUAACCAACAAGGAGGAAGCGUUUGCGCUAAGGCUAUGGAACGUCAUCCAGGGACUGCGGACGCUUCGGGACACCGGGAUGACCAGGGAACUGGAAGUGUGGGGGGCUAUUGAAGGUCAAAUUAUAAACGGCGUCAUUGACGAACUGAGCGACAGGAGCCCAAACCCCGACUUUGAACGGGAACUGAACCUGUCUGAACCGUUCGAUAGCACUGCCGCGUCCCAGCCGAAUCACCAGGGAUCCAUGUCAGAUAAUCUGGACACGCAUCAGAGAAGAUUUUAUUUAACCGAUGUCAAAACGCGAGGAUCAGAUCGGUUACCUAAUGGAGCUGCCCUCAGGCCCGCUAGGGUUCAACUGUUCCUGUAUCAUCGGCUCUUGGGGGGCAUGGCCGCUGGUGUGGUAAAAUUUGCUGACGUAGUAAAUCGGUAUGGCCUUAGGGCCGAGGCCUUGUUUUCCGAUGCUUUCAUGGCUCAGGUUGGCAAUCUUCACGACGAAGUAUUUUAUGACGCAGAUUCGGAUUUGGAAUCAACAUCCCCCUGCCCUGAGGAUUCCACCGAGACACCGGACAGGCCAUUCUCGAAUCGGUCAUCGCAGAACACGCCCCCCCAAGAUCUGAUAAGGUACCGGUCCAUCACACAAAUACUUCCAUUACUACAAUCUGAACUACGAGAGACUUUUCCUCGCGGUGCUGCUAGCCUGGGCGAUCUCGUUGCCGUCCAAUAUCGGCACAGGGACGACGGUCGCAUAAUCGGGAACAACACGUUCCCGAACGACCCCGAAGCGUUGGAUGCAUAUAUUGGUCGGUGUCUGGAAUGGUGGCGGGGAGAACGCGACGGCGAAGGUGUAUCGAUCGAGGAGACCUACAAGUGUCGGUCGUGUGAAUUUGCCGAGGCGUGCCAAUGGCGCAUGGAUAAAGAAGCCGAAUUCUGGAAGAAACGAGCAACCGAUCGUAUUUCAGCUGCGUAACUAGCUGGUGACUGGUAUAUUUUUGUCGCCCAGGUCCGAGCCUGCUGUGUUUGCAGCUGCUAUACCACUCUGCAUGCCGUCGAUAAGAACUUGGGUGGUUAGGGACUGGUUAGCGGGAUUUCUCCUGUCUACUCUGUGCUAGGGCGAUAUAGUCUAAGGGUUUCUGAUCUCCCUAGUCAUAUCAACGGCUGGUCUGCAUACAUAGACAUGGAGAUGAUUCUCGAUUGGCCAUUAGUCGGACGACCUCCUCAAAGCGGUUGGUCGGGUUCUCGGGUCUGCUUAGGGAAGACGGAUACCUAAGACAGAGAGUGCCGUCCCGGGAAAGGUGUUAUGAGCAUACACAUACACAUUUCACCCUUGAAAUUUUACAUCUACGUGUGGCCGUAGGCUUUAGGAUUCUCGGCCGAUCCGCAAUUAGAGAUAAUUGUUUUAUCAAUAAUCUUGACACUGAACGUACCCCUAUCUAUGCAUAUAGUCGUACUUUAUGAUGACUUCUCCGUUGAUUGACG